This is a messenger RNA of Oikopleura dioica, 2871 nucleotides long. The record is from the annotation of a GenBank genome assembly. NCBI's taxonomy places the organism in Eukaryota, Metazoa, Chordata, Appendicularia, Copelata, Oikopleuridae.
AUGAGGCGAUCAGAAAAGCUGCGUGAAAGAUGCGAAAGAGUCGCGCCAGAAGUACUCAUGGAAAAAAAUCCUGCGAAUGAUGGAAAAGGACGCACUGUCAAAGAGAUCUUUGAAGCAGAAGCGAAGGCGCUCGGAGGUGUUCCAGAAGACAUAAUUCCAGACUCGUGCAUCACUAUUUUUUACCACAUUUCAUUCUUUCUCGAAAGCGAUUUUGAUGAGAAAAAACCCUUUGAUACCACUUUCACAUCAAGUCCUUCGAAAUAUCGAGUCGGCCAGCAAGAACUCCCGGGCCUCGUUUCCUGCCUUCUUCAACUAUCCCUCGGCGACUCUUGCUACGCGAUCAUUUCUCCUGAAAAAGCGUUUGGAAAGAUCGGCGUUCCUCCGAAAGUCCCGCCGAAUUCAGAGCUCUUCUUGCAGCUUGAAAUUGUAGACAUCGAAUCUAACUUCAUCCCCCGUUUCUUGGCUCAUCCGCCAGGACUGACCAAGUGCAUCGGCCCCGAAUACGUCUUUCAAGAAGUUGUCGAGUUUGCCGAACGUGCCAAAGCGUCGAAAAAUCUAGCAAACUUACAGAAAUCCGUGACCGUCCUCUCCGAGCUUGAAUCUUCCCCCGAUCGUGACCGACAGCUCCUGAUUAACAUCCAACGAGUGAUUAUCUUCGGCAAGAAAAAGCUUCCAAAUCAACAGCUUAUCAAGCACGCGAAAAACGCACUCGCCCUCGACCUCCCCUUAGACGAUCAUUUCCUCGUCAACAUCUCCCUGAAGAUUCGCUACCACUUGAUGGACUUGUAUACUUGGAAACACUUCGAUGACUUCAAGAAAGCGCGAGAGGUAUAUAAAGAGUUUGAACAAAGAUGCGAAGAUCAGGAUUUCAACUGCUUGGUAAAAUUGACUGCAAAAGAAGAUCUGGAAAAGAUGAAGGGGCUCGUUGAGAAGCGAUACAAGAAAAUGCAUGAGCGCGAGAUUUUGACUGGAAUCGAAGAAAUUCUCGCGGAGAAAGGCAAGUUCUCGCCCGAUUUGGACCAUGAAACGAUCAGAAACAACAACAGAAAACUUCAGCGCGUGAAAGAAAACGUCUUCCGGAAACAAGUCAAAGAAGUGUGGAGUAAACACGGGCCCCGUCUAAUGGCACAAAUUCGAGCAGCUCAAGCGUCGGCAGAUGUUGGGGCGAAUAUGAAUGGAAUUCUGCAGAAUCAGUAUCGAGGCACUCCGAAAGCGGUCAAUAAAAUGACAAAUGGAACUCCCGUCAGUCUGGAUCGAAAAAGAAAGGAGAAAAGCGACGACGAUGAUUUUGAGGAUCAAGCGCCAAUCUCAAAACUGCGCCGCCUCAGAAAAGACAAAAUCGACCGAUUCUCCGCCGAAGUCCCCGAAGAAACAUUCUCAUCUGUCGGCGGCUUAUCAGAACCAAAAGAAACGAUUCUGCGGCAAAUGAUGCACCUCCACGAGCCGCGAAUUUACGCGACUCUUGGCGUCCGGCCACCGAGCGGCAUUCUAGUGCACGGGGCACCUGGCGCCGGGAAAACGCUUUUGUGCAAAAGUUCUGCGGGCGAGAUUCAAGUCAAGAUGAUUUCAGUCACCCAGAUCAGACAAUUGUUCGAAAACGCGAAAGAAAACGCGCCCUGUAUAAUCUUCCUCGACGAGCUCGAUGCGAUUUGCUCGUCAAGAGAUGAAAACACGAAAGAAAUGUCGAAUCGAAUCAUUGCCCAGCUUCUGACGUGCAUGGACGACGUCGAUAGCAAUGAAAUUCUAGUGCUAGGGGCGACCAGUAAAGUGGAGAACAUCGACAGCUCGCUGAGAAGAGCUGGAAGAUUCGAUCAAGAAAUAGCGAUUGGAAUUCCAAGUGAAAAAGAACGACUGGCGGUGAUGCAGGUUGUGUGCAAGGAUUUGAAAUUAUCGGCAAAUUGUGAGCUGCGUCUCUUGGCGCGCCUGACGCCCGGCUAUGUCGCAGCCGAUUUAGAUGCACUCGCUCGGGAAGCGGCCCAGGAAGCUAUCGAUAGAAUUUGUCAAGCAGAAAAUGAAACUGGAGAAGAGAAAAAGUUCAAUAGAGAGAGCGCUUGGGAGAGAUGGAAAGAGAUUGAUUUGUCGGACGAUGUUUUAGGAAGGGGAUUUAAUAGACCGUUUGGCGACUUCCAAAAGGCUCUGAAAAAAGUCGUUCCAAGCGCUAAACGAGAAGGUUUCGCUACAGUCCCUGAUACAACUUGGGAUGAUGUUGGUGCCCUGGAAAAGAUUAGAGAAGAGCUGUCGAUGUCGAUUCUAGCGCCGAUCAGAAAUCCAAGGCAAUUUGAGAGGCUUGGUCUGAGUCGACCGAGUGGCGUUUUGCUCACUGGCCCACCAGGAUGCGGAAAGACUCUUCUAGCAAAAGCAAUCGCGAAUGAAUCCGGCCUAAACUUCAUCUCCGUCAAAGGCCCAGAGCUUUUGAACAUGUACGUCGGAGAAUCAGAACGCGCGGUCCGAUCAGUUUUCACCCGCGCCAGGUCUUCCAAGCCGUGUGUUAUAUUCUUUGAUGAAAUCGACGCACUGACGCCCAGAAGAGCAGAAGGGGCGAACUCGGGAGCGACCAGAAUAGUGAAUCAAUUGUUAACAGAACUCGACGGCCUAGAAGACCGAAAAGACGUCUACAUCAUCGCCGCAACAAAUCGGUACGAAAUCAUCGAUCCCGCCGUGUUGCGCCCUGGCCGUCUCGACAAAACCGUCUACGUCGGUCUUCCUUCCAAAGAAGACAUCAAGCAAAUCAUUUUGAAAGUAACGAGAAACGGUGUGAAGCCGCCUUUUGGAAGUGAUGUUGACUUGGAUGCGAUUAUCGACAAAACUGUCAAUUAUUCCGGCGCCGAUGCAACUGCGCUUGUGAGAGAAGCAGCACUGAUACGAGUUUAA